Messenger RNA from Pararge aegeria (speckled wood butterfly), 1121 nucleotides. It is a transcript of the gene CPR1, whose product is annotated as larval cuticle protein LCP-22-like. Lineage: Eukaryota; Metazoa; Arthropoda; Insecta; Lepidoptera; Nymphalidae. Gene Ontology annotation, molecular function: structural constituent of chitin-based larval cuticle. Bases 129 to 716 code for a protein of 195 amino acids. Gene Ontology annotation, cellular component: chitin-based extracellular matrix. The record is from RefSeq and is a predicted model, not a curated record. The transcript is spliced from 4 exons.
GGAGUGUACACAAGUUAGUGAAUAGAGUUCCGCAUAGUGAUCGCUACUGCAGUGCAAGUGAUUGAACUGUAACGUUUCGCAGUGAUAACAUUUUUUUUGCAAACGAAAAUCUUUUAAGUGCAUUCAGGAUGAACUCUUACUUGCUCGCUCUUGCCCUCUGCGUAUGCACAGUCGCCGGUUCACCUAUUGAAGACGGCAAAUGGAAUCCCUACAACUAUGGAGAUACUGGCAAGUACAUCCCAUCAGAUGAAGGCAAAUACAUCCAUAUACCGAACCCGUACCUACAUAUGGACAACCCCUACGAUGGCGGUUUCGGACCCUACGCACACGACUACGAGCCAUACGUAGAGGCUGCGUCCCAAGAUGUGUACAAACUGGUACUAUCAUCGCCUGAGGAUGUCAAUCCGUACUACAAAGAUGGAUACUACAAGAACAAUGGCAUCAAGAUCCUAAAGCAGAAACAUCACUACGACGAAGACAAAUACGAUUUUGUUUUUGAAACUGAAAACAAAAUUCGUGCAAAGGAGAACGCUGUAUUGAAAAACCCAAACACAGUCGACGAAGGCAUUGCGUCAAAGGGCUUCUACGAAUACAUCGGGCCUGAUGGAUUCAUGUACAGGGUCGACUACACAGCUGACGAGAAUGGUUUCCGUCCCAAAUUGAGGAGGUUAGAGACCCCUUAUUCCGGAAAAUGGGUUCUAGAAAAGGUCAACUAAAAAUUGCUUAUGGUACCAAAAACGAGAUAAUUCCUAACAAUUUCCUCAUAUAAAUCAGUAUUUUGAUUAAUUAGAUACCUAAAGCAAUUUUCAUGCAUUGACUUAUUCACUGCAGCAGUCACGAACGAAAAUUUGUCACGACUAUGACAUUUCACUAUGCAUUUGCAAGAAUUAUUUGGGAAAAAAGUUUUUUGAUAACAUUUACGAACGAAUAGACAUUUUUAUAAAUGAUUUAUACUCCAAAGUGAUACAAAGAAAUUUGAAAAAAGACACUGAUAUUUCUGACAGGGGAAGUUUUCUGUCUGCUUAGAAUAUUAUUAAUUUAUACAAUAGUUUUAAGAACCUAGUGAAAUCGAAUUUAGAUACUUAUUUAUGAAUUGUGAUAAUAAAUUUAUAUUUCAUAAA